AUUUUUCGUUAAUUGUGUGUUGAUAGAAAGCUGAUCAUAAGCGAAAAUGUCGGCUCAGAACUCUGCGGGCAUUCAGACCCUUCUCGAUGCCGAGAGGGAGGCUCAGAAGAUCGUUCAACAAGCCAGAGAAUAUCGCACCAAGCGCAUAAGGGACGCAAAGUCAGAGGCGCAAAAGGAGAUCGAAGACUACAGAAAGCAGAAGGAGGAAGAGUUCAAGAAAUUCGAGGCCGAGCACUCAAGUGGCUACAAGAAGGCCGAAGAGGAAGCGAACAAGGAAGCCGAGGUGAAACUUGAGGAAAUCAAGAAGUCCGGGAAAGCAAAGGGCCCCAAGGUGGUUGAGGAUCUGAUUCAUGCGCUGGUUGAUGUGAAGCCUGAGGCGUCAGAGAAGAUUAUUGUCAAGGCAUAGAAGGCUGGCUGCUCGUUGAUCGGCCGGUAGGGAUGAAGACAGUCAGUUGCUUUUCUUCUUUGAAACCUGUGAAUAGAGUAUUUUGCUCCAGAAUUGAGUGUGAUAUACACCUAUG
Messenger RNA from Aspergillus ochraceoroseus IBT 24754, 521 nucleotides. RefSeq lists its product as uncharacterized. Gene Ontology annotation, biological process: proton transmembrane transport. Gene Ontology annotation, molecular function: proton-transporting ATPase activity, rotational mechanism. The record is from RefSeq and is a predicted model, not a curated record. Gene Ontology annotation, cellular component: vacuolar proton-transporting V-type ATPase complex. Bases 47 to 406 code for a protein of 119 amino acids. NCBI's taxonomy places the organism in Eukaryota, Fungi, Ascomycota, Eurotiomycetes, Eurotiales, Aspergillaceae. The transcript has 6 exons.